Messenger RNA from Vanrija pseudolonga, 2911 nucleotides. RefSeq names its product putative cysteine desulfurase, mitochondrial. NCBI's taxonomy places the organism in Eukaryota, Fungi, Basidiomycota, Tremellomycetes, Trichosporonales, Trichosporonaceae. Gene Ontology annotation, biological process: [2Fe-2S] cluster assembly. Gene Ontology annotation, cellular component: nucleus; cytosol; mitochondrion. Gene Ontology annotation, molecular function: pyridoxal phosphate binding; cysteine desulfurase activity. The transcript is spliced from 6 exons. The record is from RefSeq and is a predicted model, not a curated record. Bases 263 to 2911 code for a protein of 882 amino acids.
CUAAUAACUGUGACUUGCCGCGGGGCCAAGCGGCGGGCAGGCGGCAGGCAGGCGGCGGCGGCGACGGCGGCUCUGAAAGAUCAUCCAUCGGCCGGCGACGCCGAUUCGAUUCUCUUACUCUUACUCUUGCCGCAUCUCGCUCGCACAAGUCUUGAUCGUUGCUCUCUCAUCGCCACUGUUCAAGGCCAGCAGCAACGAGUGUACACUAGGGUCCUCAUCUCUCUCUUCCCUGUACCGCCGCAAAGCAAGCACCCACACCACGAUGAACCCCGCCCGCCUGCGCGCCCUCGCCACCCCGCUCCGCGCCGGCCUGCGCGCCCCCCUGCGCGCAGCGCCGCUCGGCGUGCGUACCCUCGUCGCGGCGACCACGCCCGCCAGCGCGAGCGUGCACGAGGCCCAUGUCGUCGAGGAGGCCGUCUCUGACGUCCCCGGCUUCAAGGUCUCGUCGAAGGGCGGCAAGAUCGAGGGCCGGCCAAUCUACCUCGACAUGCAGGCCACCACCCCCAUGGACCCCCGCGUGCUCGACAAGAUGAUGCCCCUCUUCACUGAGCAGUACGGUAACCCCCACUCGCGGACACAUGCGUACGGCUGGGAGGCCGAGGAGUAUGUCGAGGAGGCGCGCGAGAACGUUGCCAAGUUGAUUGGCGCUGGCGCCAAGGACAUUGUCUUCACCUCUGGUGCGACAGAGUCCAACAACAUGAUCAUCAAGGGCAUUGCCAACUUUCACAAGAGCAAGAAGAGGCACAUUAUCACUACGCAGACGGAGCACAAGUGCGUUCUCGACUCGUGCCGUUUCCUCUCGACCCAGGGCUUUGAGAUCACCUACCUCCCCGUCUCGCAGACUGGCCUGAUUUCGCUCGACGAGCUCAAGGCGGCGCUCCGCCCCGACACGUCGCUCGUGUCCAUCAUGGCUGUCAACAACGAGAUUGGUGUCAUCCAGCCCCUUGCCGAGAUCUCCAAGCUCCUCAAGGAGUACGCCAAGGAGAACGGCGUCACAAAGGCCCUGUUCCACACCGACGCCGCGCAGGCUGUGGGCAAGAUUGAAAUCGACGUCGAGGCCAUGGGCAUUGACGCGCUGUCCAUUUCCGGACACAAGAUCUACGGCCCCAAGGGCGUCGGUGCGGCUUACGUCCGCCGAAGGCCCCGUGUGCGUCUCGAGCCCCUCAUCCACGGUGGUGGCCAGGAGCGUGGUCUCCGUUCCGGCACUGUCCCUGCCCCCAUUGUGGCUGGUCUCGGCGAGGCGGCGCGCAUUGCGUACGUCGAGCGGGAAGCGGACCACGCGCACGUGUCCAAGCUGUCCGAGCGCCUGAUCAACGGCAUCACGUCCCAGGUUGAGCACGUUGUGCGCAACGGCGACGUCUCUGGCUACCCCGGAUGUGUCAACCUGUCGUUUGCGUACGUCGAGGGCGAGUCGCUCCUCAUGGCGCUCAAGGACGUUGCGCUGUCGUCAGGAUCGGCAUGCACGUCGGCCUCGCUCGAGCCGUCGUACGUCCUCCGUGCGCUCGGCGCCGCCGACGACAUGGCGCACUCGUCGCUGCGUUUCGGUAUCGGCCGUUUCACGACCGAGGCCGAGAUUGACAUGGUCAUUGACCGCAUCGUCAAGGUGGUCACCAAGCUGCGCGACAUGAGCCCGCUGUGGGAGAUGGUCCAGGAGGGUAUCGACAUUAGCAAGAUUGAGUGGAGCGGCCGAACAUCACUGACCCCACCACAGCCACUAAACCAAAACAUCCAAGAUAUGGAGCACCCGCCUCCACUCUUUGGGCCGAACAACAAGUCGUCCAUCGCCACGUCCACAUUGUUAUUGUUGUCCAUCACACCACACACCAUGCUCGAGGACCUCUGGGCACUGAUACAGGCAUGGGGCCGACCACUGGGCAUCGUGGCCAUCUUCUUCGGCCCGCGCAUCCUCGGUGCCGCCGUGUCGUACCUUCGCGGCGGGCAGUCCCACGCCCACAGCCACGGGCCGCGGCCGCCGCCAACCCCGCCGCUGAGCCGCACCGCGAAGACAAUCCUGGUCCUGCAGCUGCUCUUUGCCGCCAGCGUGCUCCUCUCGCCGCCGUACGACGUGUUCUCGACACACGGCCUCUCGCUCUCGUGCACCAAGGAGGCGCUGCGCGCCGCCGUCCUCUCCGACGCUGGGCUCGAUCCCAACACCCCCGUGCCGGAGGACAUAUCCACCUCGCCCUCGCCGCUAGCCGAGACGAUGCUCGCGCGCCUCGCGUCCCCGGACGCCCGCGCAUCCUACUCGCGCUGGGGCCACACGGCGUUCCUCAACUGCGCGUGGUGCCGCGACGACACGGACUACGCGCUCGCCUCGGCGCCGGGCAUCCUCGCGCCGUACCUCGCUGAAAUGGUGCUCGUCGGCCUGCUCGGCCUGACGUACGUCACGGGCGCCGGCGCGCGCCUCCGCGCAGACAAAUUCGGUGCCAUGGCAGGCUGGGGCGUCGUGCUCCUCGCUGGGCUCGAGUAUGGCGUCAGAUGGUCGUGGGACGUGACGCCGCCGCGGGACAAGAGCGACUCGAUCACUCUCUCGUCCAUGGUCAACAUCGCCCGCCCGUUCGCCCUGCUCGCCAUCACCGCGGCGUACCUGCUGCUGCCGGCACGCAUGAGCCAGAAGGAGGCGACGCAGCUCGCGACGCUGUCCGCGCUGGACACGGCGCUCAACGCGUCGCGCCUGACGAGCCUCGCACACGGUGCCGUGGCGCGCUCGCCCGCACUCGCACGGCACGCGUUCGAGCGCGGGCUCGGCCGUGCGCGCGCAGAGGAGGUGGCGAAGAAGGACGCCGACGUGAUCGCUGCUGCGCGCGCCGCUGGCUUGUUUGCGGGUAACGACCAUGUUGCCGAGGCGCGCGAGGGCGCACGAGGUUGGAUCGCGGGCGAGUGGCGCAAGCUCGUCAAGACUGAGGAGUAG